Messenger RNA from Psammomys obesus (fat sand rat), 2146 nucleotides. Its product is annotated as potassium channel subfamily K member 16-like. Lineage: Eukaryota; Metazoa; Chordata; Mammalia; Rodentia; Muridae. The coding region runs from base 76 to 945 and encodes 289 amino acids. The transcript is spliced from 5 exons. Gene Ontology annotation, cellular component: membrane. Gene Ontology annotation, biological process: potassium ion transmembrane transport; stabilization of membrane potential. The record is from RefSeq and is a predicted model, not a curated record. Gene Ontology annotation, molecular function: potassium ion leak channel activity.
GUCACAGAGGCCCUUACCUCUUCUCCCCUCUCCCUGCAGCCACCCUCACAGCCUCUGCAGGAUCCUGGCCGCACAAUGCCCCUUGCUGGGCUCUGCAGCUGUUGGAACCGCCGGGUGCUGCCUCUGCUUACGGUGUAUAUCUUCUACCUGCUGCUCGGGGCCACCAUUUUCCGGCUGCUGGAGAAACAAGCGGAAGCUCAGUCCAGGGACGAGUUCCAGCUGGAAAAGCUGCGCUUCCUGGAGAACUACACCUGCCUGGACCAGCAGGCCCUGGAGAAGUUUGUGCAGGUCAUCCUAGAAGCCUGGGUGAAAGGCGUGAACCCCAAAGGCAACUCUACCAACCCCAGCAACUGGGACUUUGGGAGCAGUUUCUUCUUCGCAGGCACAGUAGUCACCACCAUAGGUUACGGAAACCUGGCACCCAGCACAGAGGCAGGGCAGGUUUUCUGUGUCUUCUAUGCCCUGAUAGGUAUCCCGCUCAACGUUCUCUUCCUCAACCACCUGGGCACAGGGCUGCGUGCCUACCUGACCACACUGGACAGGUGGGAGGAACACUCCAGGCGUUCCCAGCUCCUGCAGGUCCUGGGCUUGGCUCUGUUCCUGACCCUGGGGACCCUGGUCAUUCUCAUCUUCCCAGCCAUGUUAUUCAGCCAUGUGGAGGGCUGGAGCUUUGGAGAGGGUUUCUACUUUGCCUUCAUCACCCUCAGCACCAUUGGCUUCGGAGACUACGUUGUCGGUGCUCCCGGCUCUGGCUGCUCAUCAGAGGUCUGGACCCCAAGGAUGGAGCAACCCUUGACCCUGACCCCAGACCUCAGAAGAUCCCCAUCUCUACAUGAUAACCCAAAUGUUCCAAUCACCCACCCAUCCUCCCCCAUCCCCCAGACCCAUGCCAUUCCCUGCCCUUCCUUCCCAACCCACACACUUUUCGGGCGGAGUAGUCAGUAAUUCUCCAGAGGAAGGAGAAAGGUAUGCCUGCAAAGUAUUUAGGAGAGAUACAAAGACAAUUAUGUGAGUGGAGAUCUGCACACUGGCCUCAGCCCCUUUCCUGGGUCCCUCAAAGAGAACCUGGAAAAGCCAACAUGGAUCAUGAUGGCCAAACCACCAUUGCCACCUACAUAUACCAGCAGUAACCCUUAGGCUGCGAGCCAAGGUGGAGUUGUGUUUGUGUUGGUUGCUAUACACUAGGCAUUCAACAAGCACCUACUCUGUGCCAGGCCUGUACUCUUGCUGCAUCUUCAGUCUUGAAGGCGUGGACAUAUGGAGAAGCAGCCCAGUGCAGUGCUCCCAGAGCCUUGAUAGAAACAACCUGGAGAGAAUGAGAAUUCAGGGCAGUGGCCGGAGGAGGGGAGCUGGGCACAUCAGCGACAUUCCAGUGCCCACAGGGAAGUGCCUCCAGGAGGCUCACAGCAGUCAGCCCUCUCCAGCUCCCCUCGGCCACAAGAGAAGGAGUAUUCCUGAACAAGGCUUUUGACAUCUUCUGGGUGUCCCAGCAUCUCCUGAGCAUGAUCUCCCUGGACCUCCAGGCACCCUUGGUCCUCACUACUCCCCCUUGGUCCUCACUACUCCCCCUGAGAAGCUGGAGGAGCAGCAGAUCCCAGGAGCCUUACAGAAUAUGUGUUCCCUUGGGUCUAGGCUCUCAUGGGCACACUCUCCGCGCACACCUGGUCCUUUGGCCAGCUUUCAGCACCGUGGGCCUGAAGGGAGGACAGAUUUGGCCCAGUCUGCCCCAUUGCCUGGUCUUAAAAGGAUUAGGAGCUAAUUCUUCCUUGGCCUUCUUUCUCCCCGGAAGUAAGGAAGUCUGCAAGAUCUGUGUCUUUGCAGAAUUAGGAGUGGAGGUUGAGGAGAGUCCCUGGGAAGGACCCUCAUCUUUGGAGUGAUUUUUCUCCCCCAGGUCUGAAAUCUGAAGCUCUCCAUCUGCUCUAUACAUGCUAGCCCCUGCCUCAGCUCUGGGUGAGUGGGGACUCAGAGUCCCCACUAGGUCCACUGGGUCCACAUGCCUUACACAGACUUACCUUACCCAGCUGGGGCCCUUUUCUUUGAGUGUACCUCUUGUGGGAAAACCUAGGGUGACAGUGACCACUUGUCUCUGGUGUGACAACUUAGACUGGAGCCCUGUGACAAUAAACUCGGCUGUUUCUCUUCCGCA